Molecule: messenger RNA, 1669 nt
Organism: Xyrauchen texanus (razorback sucker)
Lineage: Eukaryota; Metazoa; Chordata; Actinopteri; Cypriniformes; Catostomidae
Product: neuronal vesicle trafficking-associated protein 2-like
Exons: 5
Coding region: 205-747 (180 amino acids)
Biological process (GO): endosomal transport; G protein-coupled dopamine receptor signaling pathway; clathrin coat assembly
Cellular component (GO): endosome; membrane
Molecular function (GO): clathrin light chain binding
Source: RefSeq, a predicted model, not a curated record
GCGCGGACGGAGGCCGUCAGUAUCUGCAUCUCGCGCAGUAGCACCCCCCCCACACACGCACACACACACACACACACACACAUUCUCCAUCUCGACGCUCCACCUGCCUACAUCAACAACCCGAAUUCAAAAGUCGUUGAAGCCAAAUAAAAGCGCAGAAGUGUACAAAUUUGAGCUACUGAAAAGUGAAAUAAUCCUAUAAAGAUGGUUAAACUGGGUAGUAAUCUACAAGACAAAGGAGCUAAAGCAGUGAGCAUUGAGGAUGGCUUUCAAAACGUCCCCCUCAUCACACCUUUGGAUGUUACUAAUCUUCAAUAUCAAGCCCCAGACAAGUUGGUGGUGAAUACACGGACUGAGUACCGGACGGAGCAGAAGAACAAGGCCAAGCCGAAGGUGGAGGAGUUCACCAUCAGUGUCACGGAUGGAGUUUCUGAGAGGCUGAAGGUCACAAUCCUUAUUGUGCUGGCCUUGGCCUUUUUGGCCUGCAUAGUGUUCCUGGUGGUGUACAAAGCUUUCACCUAUGACCACACCUGUCCUGAUGGAUUUGUGUAUAAGCACAAACGCUGUAUUCCUGCCUCACUGGAGGCCUAUUACACUGCACAGGAUGCCAACUCCCGCGGCCGCUUCUACACCAUCAUCAGCCACUACAGCAUGGCCAAGCAGACUACCUCCCGCUCUGUUUCUCCAUGGCUUCCUGCUGGCACCGGCCAGCAUGAUGUCAAGCCACCCAACACAGACAGCCAAUGAGAUUAUCCAUGCAGCUUUAUCAUUACCUGAAUUACCUUCUAUUUCCACUGGCUCCUUUGUUCCUUUUAUGCCCAAUGAUACAUUUCUUCUCUGUAUAGCUUUAGUUUUUUUAUUUAUCAUUAUUUAUUUUACAUUUUUGGCGUGUAUGUGUUUAAUAUCCAAUAUGUGUUUGUGAACUAUUCUUUUAAAUUAAACAUUUUGUUUGUACAAAGGCAUGACUCUGAAAUCUUGUCAAGCAUUUUCCCCACAAUGUCUGAGUGUCAGUGACCCAUUCUGAAAGCAGAAUACCUAUAUGCCCUUAUGUAGUUACAGUAGGUGACAAUUCAAUCUCAAAAGGCAUGAUAAAAACAAAGGGGGUUUUUGUGCUGAAACACCGUAUGAAAAAAUAAAUGCAUACUCUCACUUAGAAAUGUUUCAACAAAACAUACGUGUUACAGUAAAUUUGAUGUACAUCCUAUUACAACAAAUCAGUGAAAUGCUGAUAAAUGAUAAGAGUAGUACAGCAAAAGAACAUAUUGCAUAUGUACAGAAAAUAUAGUUCCGCCUUUGAACCUGAAUGUAAAUAACCCAUGAGAGCAAUCAGCCAUGUUGUGUAUCUCCGUCAGACACAUUGUAAUAUUAUCACUGUUUCUCAAUGGAAGAGCAGACGUGUCUAGAGCUUUGCGACUUGCUUUCGCUGGUGUCUAUGCUUGCAUUUAACCAGGAACAAAACCUUGGUCUCUGAGAUGAUUUGAUGAAGUGUCUGCCAAAGCUUGAUUUUUCUGCUAUGUUCAGUCACAAGUCUGCUCUUUUUCCAUUUUUAUAUUUGUUGUCAGAAAAAUAGAAAAUAGAUUUUUGAAAUGUUGUGCUGUUGUUGAGAUGUAGCAAAGUCUGGAGCAUUUUUGAUUGUGUAUCCUUUAGGUUCAAGACAAUAAAGAUAUAC